This is a messenger RNA of Bufo bufo (common toad), 1289 nucleotides long. RefSeq names its product solute carrier family 39 member 9 (gene SLC39A9). Gene Ontology annotation, biological process: zinc ion transport; transmembrane transport. Gene Ontology annotation, cellular component: membrane. Bases 189 to 1097 code for a protein of 302 amino acids. The transcript is spliced from 8 exons. Gene Ontology annotation, molecular function: metal ion transmembrane transporter activity. The record is from RefSeq and is a predicted model, not a curated record. NCBI's taxonomy places the organism in Eukaryota, Metazoa, Chordata, Amphibia, Anura, Bufonidae.
CAUGGCAGCUAGAGGACCUGAGAAAGCAAGAUGGCGGCCUGUGUAUGUGUUACCCGCUAAGGCCUAUAGUCAGCAGCUGUGAUCGGGCUGUCGGGGGAUUUUCGCCGAGGGACAUCGUAUCUUUCUAGGACCGGACAGAUCCGCCGUGACCCGAAAUACAUAGUGAAGCCUGAAUCCUCUUCGCAGUCAUGGAUGACUUCACCUCUAUCAGCCUCCUGUCGCUGGCUAUGCUGGUCGGCUGCUAUGUGUCUGGAAUAAUCCCGCUAGCAGUUAACUUUUCAGAGGAACGUCUAAAGUUGGUGACAGUACUGGGUGCAGGUCUCCUGUGUGGAACUGCAUUAGCGGUGAUUGUACCAGAAGGUGUCCAUGCUCUCUAUGAAGAAGCACUAGAAGCAAAACAUCAUGAACUGGAAAGCUCGAAAGUAAAGGAAUCGGAGACUGGAGCUGAAGUCUCCUCAGUCCAUGAACAUGAUCAUUCUAGACUACAUGCUUACAUUGGGGUCUCUCUAGUCCUGGGCUUUGUCUUCAUGUUGCUGGUGGAUCAGAUUGGCAGCUCUCAUAUGCACUCCGUGGAGGACCCAGAGGCAGCGAGAGCCGCCAGUUCCAAGAUUACCACCACUCUGGGUCUUGUAGUGCACGCUGCAGCUGAUGGAGUUGCUCUAGGGGCUGCGGCAUCAACAUCACAGACAAGUGUUCAGCUUAUUGUAUUUGUGGCCAUCAUGUUACAUAAGGCUCCAGCUGCGUUUGGCUUGGUUUCUUUCCUUAUGCAUGCAGGGUUAGAGCGAAACCGCAUCCGGAAGCAUUUGCUGGUGUUUGCUUUGGCGGCUCCUUUACUAUCAAUGUUGACAUACCUGGGAUUAAGUAAGAGCAGUAAAGAGGCCCUCUCCGAGGUGAAUGCCACGGGAGUUGCAAUGCUUUUCUCUGCUGGGACCUUCCUCUAUGUUGCCACAGUCCAUGUCCUUCCAGAAGUUGGCGGAAUGGGACACAGCCACAAGCCAGAGUCUGGUGCAGCUAAAGGACUGAGCCGCUUGGAAGUACUUGCCUUAGUUGUGGGAUGUUUAAUACCCCUGGUCUUAUCUAUAGGACAUCAGCACUGAAGUCCAAGUCUGCGUGUUCCAAACCUAAUUACACUGGACAAAUGCGAGGACCUUCUAAGACUGACGUCUGUUAAAAUGAGUUAUCGUGUAGUUGAAAAUGACUGUUCUGGAUUUGGAAUAUCCUGCUGGGGUGAUUGUCUCGCAGUUCAGUGACGCCCCGUACGUACGUUUUUUUUUUUUUGGUUUUUUUUA